AUGAAUGCAACUGGCCCGCCCCAGUAUAAGCGGCUACAGGCUCUACAGACAGUGUUAGGACUUGAGACCUCGCAUGCUGAGACAUCUCACAUACAGUGUACGCAAAACCCUGUCCGGAUCGGUGCCGGUAGCUACGCCGUGGAGACAGAGAAACAUAAUAAUGCACAGCAUGAUGAUGGUGAUCCAGCAGCCAUAGCUCAUUCCGGUACAAGCCCCAGCCGAACGGCAGACGGUAGCGAGGGGCCCUAUGGCCAGGGACAGGUUUUACCUCUUUUAAAUGAGUACAACUAUCUGAACGGGUGGAGUAAGUGCAACGUCGCAGUUCUUUUGACUAAACUGACAAAAAUCAGCGCUUUAAAGGCCAGCUUGAGGGAACAGAAGUAG
Messenger RNA from Aspergillus vadensis CBS 113365, 384 nucleotides. RefSeq lists its product as uncharacterized. Lineage: Eukaryota; Fungi; Ascomycota; Eurotiomycetes; Eurotiales; Aspergillaceae. The record is from RefSeq and is a predicted model, not a curated record. The coding region runs from base 1 to 384 and encodes 127 amino acids. The transcript is spliced from 2 exons.